This is a messenger RNA of Anneissia japonica, 2028 nucleotides long. RefSeq names its product tubulin-specific chaperone cofactor E-like protein. The transcript has 7 exons. Bases 160 to 1386 code for a protein of 408 amino acids. Lineage: Eukaryota; Metazoa; Echinodermata; Crinoidea; Comatulida; Comatulidae. The record is from RefSeq and is a predicted model, not a curated record.
UUCUCAUCGAAGCGAAAAUAGAAAUGAUGUAAUGAUGUUUACUUUUUGUAUGGACGGAUGGACCAGGGGUGUCCUUUACACAAAAAGCUGUUGUUGGAGCUCCAAAAUCGACAUACAACGUUGUCUGAACAUUUAAGAAUUCAGGUGUAACAGCCAACAAUGUCUUUGGUGGCAGCCAUAAAUGAGAAGUACAGGAUCAAUGAAGAAGAUUUUCAGUCCAGUUUUGUUAAGUUUGGAAAAUAUAACACUGAUAAAGCCAAAGAAUAUUUGAAUUGUAUUCCUGAAAGUGUGACUUUGCAACACUAUGGCCUUGAUUCCAUAGGCCAGGAUGAGGAAUUGAAGGAGCUUUGCCGGAACUUGAAGACUCUCGAUUUAGCUGGAAAUGAAUAUGCAAGUUGGAAUGCUGUCUUGCUACUUUUCAAGAAUUUACCAUGUCUUGAGCUUCUGAACCUGAGUCACAAUCCUUUGUUGGGCCAUUUUCCAGAUCCUGGAAAAAUUGUUGCAGAAAAGCUUAAAACUCUAAUUUUGAAUCAUAUAAAUGUGUCCUGGGAAGAGAUAAGUCAACUCCAACAUUGCCUUCCUUGCUUAGAAGAACUUCAUUUCAGCCUCAUUGACAAGAGCAACAUUGCUACUGUGGAUCCCCACCAGUGGCCUUCGGUAAAAUGCUUGCACUGCAGUAAUAGUGGACUGGCAACCUCACAAGAUAUACAGGCUCUGGGGCGAAUGUUCCCCAGCUUGCAAAGCCUUAUCAUAGUUGAAAACCCUUUCUGUGAUUUUGGUGACAAUAUAGAGAUGUUUUUCCCAGAACUGAAAUGUUUAAACAUCAGUAAGACAGGUUUAAGCGAAUGGAAUGAGCUGGAAAAAUUGAGGAAACUUCCAAAGUUACGUGAAAUAAGGCUUAAGGGUAUUCCUCUAUUGGACGGUCUGUCAGAUACUCACAGGAGACAGCACACGAUUGCUAGAUUACCGAUGAUUACAAUAUUGAACGGCAGUUCGGUUGGGGAUAGUGAGCGGGUAGCAGCAGAGAGGGCAUUCUUACGGUUCUUCUUAUCAAAGGAUAAGAAACCAUCUAGAUGUGUUGAAUUAGAAGAAGUUCACAAAGACAUUGUGCCUCUAGUAGAUGUUGACUUGACGCCAAUAUAUGUGGUCACAUGUUUGGUCAUCUUUGAGGAGAAGCAGAAAUUGAUGAAGAUAAAUACAAAAAUGACCAUCCUGGAAUUGAAAAAAUCUUUAAAAGAAUUUGUUGGUUUACCAUUGAAACAGUUUCAACUACUGUAUCGUGAUGUGCAGUUGAACCAAGGAGCCAAUAUGCUAACUUUCAGCAAGAAGGUGUUAUAUUCCUUAAAUGUAAGAGACGGUGAUGAAUUUAUAUGUCGAAGACGAUGAAGUUUAGUGUGGAGAUUCCAACAGGUGAUGUGUAGUAAAAUGAUGUAUUGUAAUUGCAUAUAUUCAAAUGGGUUAUUGCAAGAUGUUUAGUUUGAAGAUAUGAUAAUGAACAUUUGGUAACCAAAGAGUAAAUUUAACUUACAGACAGUUAAACUUGCUUAAGUCAAUCUUAUUUUCAUGCCACAAUGUUGUGUUUUUCAUAAUCAAAAAUCUGUAAGUCAAACGGUUUUUCAAUGCCAUUUUGGAUUUGACUUAGGCAAGUUCAACUGUAUUGUGCAUUGUAUCUUUGUACUGACAGUUUCAAUGUGCACUAAUGCUUAGUUUAUGCUACGUUCCUUGAAUUAGUUCCAUUUAUUUUGUUUACCACCAGAUCAACUUGUUUUUACAGGUACAGUAUUGCUUGGUCAUUGAUUAAACAGUGACUAAUCCAGAACAUGUGGAGGAGGGGGUUAACAAAAAUUGUAUUAUAAAACAUCAUUACUUCCCCUUUGUUUUUAUAUUUAAAAUCCUUAUUGUAAUAAACAAAAAGAAUAGUGAACAUAAAAUUUAGUUUCUUAGUGUCUAAUAUUAUAUACAAAAGUGAAUGAAAAAAUAUGUUUAAUUUUAUAGAAAUGAUUCAACUUUUUGUAGCUGAAUUCUUAU